GAUGAUGAUGCUGCUGUCGCCGCCGACCGGACUGCCAAAUGUUUUAAUCUGUGGUCCAUUGCGGCUCUGUGUGAAAUGACAUUGCAUUGAACUUCACCUAUCCGCUUUCGUUUUGUGUUCACAUUCGACCGUUUUCCUCCACCCGUUAGAAAUUUUGCGCAAUCACCUCUUCCGCUUUUGAGGAGCUUUACAUACGCGACGUAAGGACGAAUCUAGAGGUUACGGAGCUAAAGCACUAGAGCGCAAAAUCCUCUGCAGUCGCGUAAAUUCAGAUUGCCAUGACAGACUCUUGCGGGGAUGUGAAGCUGGAGGGGAAACAGGCCAGCAAAGAGUUUAAAGAGAGCGAGAACGUUGCCGAAAAAUACUCCGCGAUGACGGGCACCAAGAACGACAUGAACCUGAACGCCGGCGAGCUGCCCGCCGCUUUCACUGCGAUCCCGACUCACAAAUCUGUCAAGAAGCAGAUUCAGUUUGCCAACCAGGAGGAUAAACAGGAGUUCAGCAAAUUCCCUACGAAGACAGGCCGACGCUCUCUGUCUCGCUCCAUCUCUCAAUCUUCAACAGACAGCUACAGCUCAGCUGCCUCAUACACCGAUAGUUCAGACGAUGAGACGUCUCCCCGUGAGAAGAGCCAGGUCAACUCAAAGGGCAGCAGCGACUUCUGCGUCAAAAACAUCAAGCAGGCCGAGUUUGGUCGGCGGGAGAUCGAGAUCGCAGAGCAAGAUAUGUCUGCACUCAUUUCCCUGCGGAAGAGAGCCCAGGGGGAGAAACCACUUGCUGGGGCUAAAGUUGUUGGAUGCACUCACAUCACUGCACAAACCGCAGUCCUGAUCGAGACACUAGUGGCCCUGGGUGCUCAGUGUCGCUGGACUGCUUGUAAUAUUUACUCGACUCAGAAUGAAGUGGCAGCUGCUUUGGCCGAAAGCGGUGUGUCAGUUUUUGCCUGGAAGGGAGAAUCGGAAGACGACUUCUGGUGGUGCAUCGAUCGCUGUGUAAACAUGGAGGGCUGGCAGGCAAACAUGAUCUUGGAUGAUGGGGGUGAUCUGACCCACUGGGUGUAUAAGAAGUACCCAAGUGUAUUUAAAAAAGUGCGGGGGAUUGUGGAGGAGAGUGUUACAGGUGUACACAGGCUGUACCAACUCUCCAAAGCUGGCAAGCUUUGUGUCCCUGCUAUGAAUGUCAACGACUCUGUCACCAAACAGAAGUUUGAUAACCUGUACUGCUGUAGAGAGUCCAUCCUGGAUGGUCUGAAGAGAACGACAGAUGUGAUGUUUGGUGGGAAGCAGGUGGUGGUUUGUGGUUACGGAGAGGUAGGAAAGGGUUGCUGUUCUGCCCUGAAAGCACUUGGAGCCAUUGUGUGUGUGACAGAGAUCGACCCCAUUUGUGCCCUUCAAGCUUGCAUGGACGGGUUCAAAGUGGUGAAGCUGAAUGAGGUGGUCCGCCAAAUGGACAUGGUUAUCACCUGCACAGGGAACAAAAAUGUUGUCACCAGAGAGUACUUGGAUCGAAUGAAGAAUGGAUGUAUUGUUUGUAACAUGGGCCAUUCCAACACUGAGAUUGAUGUGGCGAGUCUGCGGACUCCGGAGCUCACCUGGGAGAGGGUGCGCUCGCAAGUCGACCACAUCAUAUGGCCUGAUGGGAAACGAGUAAUUUUAUUGGCAGAGGGCCGUCUAUUGAACCUGAGCUGCUCAACAGUACCCUCAUUUGUGCUGUCAAUCACAGCCACCACUCAGGCUUUGGCGCUGAUCGAGCUGUACAAUGCACCAGAAGGUCGCUACAAACAGGAUGUCUACCUGCUACCCAAGAAGAUGGAUGAGUAUGUGGCCAGCUUGCAUCUGCCCAACUUUGAUGCUCACCUAACAGAACUGUCAGACGAGCAGGCCAAAUAUAUGGGCCUCAACAAGAAUGGACCAUUUAAACCAAAUUACUACAGAUAUUAGUUGACUGGAUGACUUCAGCCUUCAGCAAAGUUGGGCCUGUAAUAACCAGUGAAUCAAGAAAUUUAUUUUCUAUUAUUAUUCAACAUUUCAUAAAGUGAAACUUGAUUUUACGAAAUGUUAUUCUUAUUUAAUAGCGUUACUAACGUCCAGUGACAAAAUAUAGUUGUCACUAUUAGGCAUAUGUGCAUUGUUAGACUUGAUGUAUUAUAACAUGUUGUAAAUCAUAUUUUAACCUACAUAGGAGAGGACCACUAUCUAUGGCUCUAAACAUGUGCCAAAUUUUGGUUAUAGUAACUGAUCUCACAGGAUAAAUGAUAAUAAUUAUUAUAUUUUGUUUUUACAUGGUUAAUCUGUUUAACGACUAUACUCAGUCAUUCAUGAGUGAAUGAAAAGUUGUCUUUGUGUCUUUGUAAUAUAAAAAAAGUUAGUUUGUCAUAAUAUAUCAGAUUUUUCGCAUAGAAAAAUAUAAUAGCGUUUCUGAAUGAAUGUUACUGCUAAAAGCUAGUGUUUUCUGACAAUAUGAUACACACCACUGUGUGUAGAAACUUCUGACCCAGCAGGACCUGCUGUGAAAUAUACCUCCUUUGGGGGAUUUUACCAAUUGUCACCAACUUGGAUUGGUCUCCCAUUCACGCACACUCCAAUCAUCUCCGUGGCCUUUAACAAAAUAGUGUAGACCAUUUUAUGCUACUGUAUGUAGGCCAAUUUAAGAUGAGAAAAUGUGCAAGCAGUUUAUGAUUAAGAUAAGAUUUUGAGAUUAAAAAUCAUGAGAGGUUUAUAAUUCCUAAUCUUUGAUUACCAUCAAACACACACAUAGUUAAUCAAGCACAUGUUUCUUGAUUAUCACUUCUAAAGGACUAUAAAUGUCUUUUAUAGUCAGAUAUCACUGUGAAUGAUGUCAUUUGAAUACUUGUCUCAUAAACACUGUGGUUGACAUUGCAAUGUUUGUCAUACUGUAUGUGUUCCUUUUCCCUAAGUGUCAAUCCCUUUCAAGCCUGCCUUUUGAAAAUUAUUAUACAAAUAAACAAUAUCAAAUGUU
Paramisgurnus dabryanus is the source of this 2979-nucleotide messenger RNA. It is a transcript of the gene ahcyl1, whose product is annotated as adenosylhomocysteinase-like 1. The record is from RefSeq and is a predicted model, not a curated record. Gene Ontology annotation, cellular component: cytosol. NCBI's taxonomy places the organism in Eukaryota, Metazoa, Chordata, Actinopteri, Cypriniformes, Cobitidae. Gene Ontology annotation, biological process: L-methionine cycle.